UAUUGGAAUGGGAUCUUUCUCCAAUCGAAUCACACCGAGCACCUUAAACACCGUUUCAAUAUUCUUAUAUUUGAUACCUUUAAUUGUCACAAUUUCUUUCGUGGAUUCUAACAUAUGAUCUCUCUUCACGAACACAAGUAUUUCUUGCAAAAGCCCGAGUUCAAAUCCACAAGUUCUUCCCUAGCGUUGCAAAAACCCGAGUUCAAAUCCUCUGUGUAACUAGCAUUAUCCCAUUCGAGAUUAAUAUUCACGUAAAUUUAUCAAAUUCGAGCAACCAAAACAGGGAGAGGAUGAGCAAUCUGAAGAUGAUAGAUAUUGCUGCCAAUCUUACAGAUGACAUGUUUAAAGGGAUCUACAAUGGAAAGAAAUACCAUAUUGGGGAUAUUGCUGAGGUUUUGAUGAGAGCAUGGGAAGCUGGGGUGGAUAGAAUCAUAGUGACUGGUGGAUCCCUGAAAGAGUCUAAGGAGGCACUUGCCAUUGCUGAAACUGAUGGUCGACUUUUUUGUACAGUUGGAGUGCAUCCUACAAGGUGCAAUGAAUUUGAAGAAAGUGGAAACCCAGAGCAACACUUUAUGGAGCUUGCUUCUUUGGCCAAGGAAGGUGUGCAAAGAGGAAAGGUGGUAGCCAUUGGGGAAUGUGGGCUGGACUAUGAUCGUCUUCAGUUUUGUCCUGCUAAUAUUCAAAGACAGUAUUUUGAAAAGCAGUUCGAGCUGGCUGAUGCAUUAAGACUUCCGAUGUUUCUUCAUAUGCGUGCAGCUUGCAAGGACUUUUGCGAGGUUUUACAACAAAAUAGGCAUCGGUUUAUUUCAGGGGUAGCUCACUCUUUCACUGGAUCUUCAGAAGAACGUGAUCAACUUCUUAAGUUUGACAAUAUAUACAUAGGUAUAAAUGGAUGCUCUCUAAAGACAUCUGAGAAUCUUCACGUUCUAUCUGGUAUUCCUUUAGAGAGGAUGAUGAUAGAGACAGAUGCUCCAUACUGUGAGAUAAGAAGUACUCAUGCAGGAGUGCAUUAUACAAAAUCAACAUGGCCUUGCAAGAAGAAAGAAAAAUAUGAUCCUAAUUGCACUGUUAAAAACCGCAAUGAGCCUUGCUAUGUGAGGCAAGUGUUGGAGGUGGUUGCUGCACAAAGGGGCAUUGAAGAUGUUAGUAGCUUGGCCAAGAUAUUGUAUGAGAAUACCUGCAGGGUGUUCUUCCCACAAGACUUGGACACCAUGGCAGGUGCUGUCCUUGCAGACGAUCAUGAUAAAGACAAGUGAAACAUUGCAUCGACAAAAUUUUGAAACGAAUACCAAUUUUUGUGCUGGAAGAAAUAACUUGAAUUGUUUCUCAAUUUUUGGUUACUAGUUGUUUUAUUGGGUUGGAUUUGAUAAAAUUGAUGACUCGAAAAAGAGCAUUCUCCACAGUAAGGAGAUUUUGGGUGGAUCUGCCUGUCUAUGAAACUACUUUACUACAUAAUGUUAUAAACACUUAAUUGUGCUGACA
This is a messenger RNA of Cryptomeria japonica (Japanese cedar), 1482 nucleotides long. RefSeq lists its product as uncharacterized. Lineage: Eukaryota; Viridiplantae; Streptophyta; Pinopsida; Cupressales; Cupressaceae. The record is from RefSeq and is a predicted model, not a curated record. Bases 291 to 1256 code for a protein of 321 amino acids. Gene Ontology annotation, molecular function: 3'-5'-DNA exonuclease activity. The transcript has 12 exons. Gene Ontology annotation, cellular component: cytosol.